Molecule: messenger RNA, 2181 nt
Organism: Brassica rapa (field mustard)
Lineage: Eukaryota; Viridiplantae; Streptophyta; Magnoliopsida; Brassicales; Brassicaceae
Product: probable galacturonosyltransferase 11
Molecular function (GO): polygalacturonate 4-alpha-galacturonosyltransferase activity
Source: RefSeq, a predicted model, not a curated record
UAGAUCUGUCAAACAUUAAACAUUUCUUUGGACAGUGAAGAAAUCAUUCGAUGCACUCAAAGAAACGCGCAAGCAAAGCGAAACUUAGAUCAUAAUAAUCACAAUCUCUGUCGGUAGAUUUUUUGUUUGUUCGAAUUCAUUGGGCUCUGCUCGAAUCUGGGUUUAGAGUAAACCGUGGAGGAAUCGGCGAUAGGAGGAGUAGGGAAAAGAUGAGGAGGCGGAGGGUAGCUAGAAGGAGAUUGUUGAGUUGGAUAUGGCUUCUCCUUGCUUCUUUCUCUGUCGCUGGUUUGGUUCUCUUUAUGGUUCAGCAUCAUCAUCAGCAACAAGAUCCAUCUCAGCUAAGAGUUGUAUGUUUUUCUCUCUUCAUUCGAUUCCCAUGCUAUGUCUUUGAUCAUACAGUUAAGAAAAAGUCUGGAUCUUCUUCUUGCUGUUGACAAAACAUUGGAAAGAGACACAAUAACCGAGAACGUAUCUCCUCCCCGUUUAAACUUCACGGAAGAGGUAACAAGUGCUUCCUCGUUCGCGAGGCAGUUAGGAGAGCAAAUGACGCUUGCCAAGGCUUAUGUUUUUAUAGCCAAAGAGCACAACAACCUCCACUUAGCUUGGGAGCUGACUUCUAAGAUCAGAAGCUGUCAGCUUCUGCUCUCGAAAGCAGCGAUGAGAGGUCAACCCAUUUCACUAGACGAAGCAAAACCCAUCGUUACGGGCCUUUCAACUCUUAUCUACAAGGCGCAAGACGCGCACUACGACAUAGCCACCACAAUGAUGACCAUGAAAUCUCACAUCCAAUCCCUUGAAGAGCGCGCAAGCGCAGCUACUGUUCAAACCACAUUAUUUGCGCAAUCGGUUGCCGAGGCGCUACCAAAGAGCCUCCACUGUUUGAUGAUCAAGCUCACAUCUGAUUGGCUAACUAAGCCAUCACGCCAUGAACUGGCAGAGGACUCACCUAGACUUGUUGACAACAAUCUCUACCAUUUCUGCAUCUUCACUGACAACGUGAUAGCCGCCUCUGUUGUUGUUAACUCAACCGUCUCUAACGCUGAUCAUCCAAAACAGCUUGUUUUCCACAUAGUGACGAAUAGAGUGAGCUACAAAGCUAUGCAGGCUUGGUUUCUAAGCAAUGACUUCAAGGGCUCAGCGAUAGAGAUCAGGAGCGUUGAAGAGUUUUCUUGGCUGAAUGCUUCAUACUCUCCUGUUGUUAAGCAACUUCUGGAUACAGAUUCAAGGGCUUACUAUUUCGGAGACCAGACAAGUCAAGAAACGAACCCUGAGCCAAAAAUGAGGAACCCGAAGUACUUGUCAUUACUGAACCAUCUCAGAUUCUACAUCCCCGAGAUCUAUCCGCAGCUAGAAAAGAUCGUUUUCCUAGAUGACGAUGUUGUCGUUCAGAAAGAUUUGACUCCACUCUUCUCCUUGGAUCUUCACGGAAACGUCAAUGGAGCUGUUGAGACGUGUCUCGAAGCCUUCCACCGUUAUUACAAGUAUCUAAACUUCUCCAACCCACUCAUCAGCUCAAAGUUCGACCCACAAGCAUGUGGAUGGGCUUUUGGUAUGAACGUUUUCGACCUGGUGGCUUGGAGGAAAGCGAAUGUGACUGCUCGGUACCACUACUGGCAAGAGCAGAACACAGAACGAACGCUUUGGAAGCUUGGGACUCUCCCUCCGGGUCUGUUGGCUUUCUAUGGUCUCACUGAACCGCUAGACAGGAGAUGGCAUGUCUUAGGUUUAGGUUACGAUGUGAACAUUGAUAACCGUUUGAUCGAAACGGCUGCUGUGAUUCACUACAAUGGUAACAUGAAACCUUGGCUAAAGCUGGCUAUAGGUAGGUAUAAACCGUUCUGGUUAAGGUUUUUGAACUCGAGCCAUCCUUAUUUACAAGAUUGUGUCACAGCUUAAUAGCAAAAGAAACUUUUGAGUCUAAUCACAUAUCACAAGAUUCUUGAUUUCUUAUACACUUUGAAGAUUCUUUUUGUUUUUUUUUUUUGUAAUAUUGUAGAGAUCUCAGAAAGUUUUUCAGGUUCAGAUAUUCUCUGAAGACUGUUCUUGUUAUGGUCUGAAAAGAAAUUUAUAGUCACAUUAGAAAUGGUUAAAAUGUACUUAAAGUUGAGUACGUUACAUGUAUUAUUAUUUACAUUUGACACUGGUUUAUUCUACAUACAUAAUAUAUGGUUUUUAGAAGGU